Prorocentrum cordatum is the source of this 585-nucleotide messenger RNA. NCBI's taxonomy places the organism in Eukaryota, Dinophyceae, Prorocentrales, Prorocentraceae. The record is from the annotation of a GenBank genome assembly.
AUGGGCGGCACGGAGUGCAGGUUUUCGCCGGAGAAUUUCGAGACCUGGAAGUCGAAGGUAAAAUCGAACGUGAGCCGUCAGAAAUUCGCGUGGUGCGUGCCGAAUGUCAACGACGUCCUGGAGGAAUGCAAGGAGUUCUUCGUGGACACGACCGGCUGGCCCACGUUGCCCCCAGGGUACGACCCGAACACGGAGAUCCUCUUGGAUGCGCGAGCGAAGGUGGAGCGCCUAGGCCCGAACGUGGACAAGGUGUCCUGGAAGGUCGACGUGGGCACAGAGGGCGCGAUCGCCAGUGGCGUCGACGGUCUUGCUUUGCCGGCUCCCGCGCCCGCGGCAAGCUCGAAAGCGCUUCCGCGGAGGAAGACGAGGAGGAGGGUGAAGAGGAGGGGGGCACUGGACGACAGCGGCCACACGACGUGCAGUUCGUCCAAGGGGCAAGCAAACAAGAAAUCGUACACCUGGAGGUGCGUAGGACACGAAUGUUGGUCAUUCCUGAAUUCUUAUCUUGCCGCGGAACCGGCCGCCCCGAGGUGUGGCCCAGGCAUGAAACCGAGAAAUCAUGAGGGAGACGAGCCGACACUGUAA